AUGAGUACGAUUCUUCUGGCUGGCAGCAACUACUGCACGCAAUGCCUCAUUGCUCCAACUCGUUCCGAUACAGAUAAAGCACACGCAAAAGAGAAGUGGCUGGAUAUUGGCGUCCCAAGUAUGAGAAAUCUGUGGAGUAUCUCGAGAAAGAGGCGGUUGCUUUGGCUUCUAUUAUCUGCAUCAUCGUUCCCGUUGCAUUUACUGCAAUCUGGCCUCGCCAUUCUCAGUUAUUGA
Colletotrichum aenigma is the source of this 234-nucleotide messenger RNA. RefSeq lists its product as uncharacterized. The record is from RefSeq and is a predicted model, not a curated record. Bases 1 to 234 code for a protein of 77 amino acids. NCBI's taxonomy places the organism in Eukaryota, Fungi, Ascomycota, Sordariomycetes, Glomerellales, Glomerellaceae. The transcript has a single exon.